AUGCGAUGCGCGAGCAAGGCCGCCGAGAGCGCGUCUGCACGUCUCUGUGCGGACGCCGAAGCAGAAACCACAGCAACUGAUGUCUCAUCGGUUGCUGAAGCGACCCAGCCUGUGUCACUUGGUGAUGCAGGCGCUGGUCAUGAAGACACUCGUGUCUUCACAGAGUACGAGCUCGGUGUCUCGUACUCUCCUGAUACGGAUGACGGAUCCGUAUCGACGGCGAUUGAAUCUAAGCCGCCUGCCAAGCGUGGCAUGGACGAUGCUUUGCGUCGCAGCAUCUUUGGUUCAUCUGAUGAAUCAGAUGAACCAUCGCCGAAGCGAAGGCGCUCGAGGUCGCGAGACUCGGGCGCUAAUAGUGGUGUCGGUUCUCCUAUGGACACCACUUCACAGCGAGGUGCCAGUACUUCUGUCGGCACGUCGCAGGAAGAGCGGGACCGCAAUGUGUUGCGUCUCGCUCCUGAGAAGAAGGCAUGGAUGCCUCCUAAAUCAGUCAUGGAUCACUUGUCGGCGACGACGAGUGAUCGUUAUCGAGCACGAUUGUUCGAUUCGUCAAGGAUCCAUCACCUUGACCCCAGUGCGAAAAACUAUCGCGCUGAGAAUGAAUUCUUCAUCGAUGCUUUCUUUAGACAUCGAUGGUACAGUGGGAAUCACAAACGUGAUGGUCCCUCACUGCUUUUAAGCGUGGAACGCCUACAUCCAUAA
Messenger RNA from Peronospora matthiolae, 702 nucleotides. NCBI's taxonomy places the organism in Eukaryota, Oomycota, Peronosporomycetes, Peronosporales, Peronosporaceae. The record is from the annotation of a GenBank genome assembly.